AUGCCUGGCUUAGAAGUACCUGGUGAAUUUUUACGACAUGCGAUUCUAGACACUGUCAUACCCCAUAAUCCGGAACUUGAUCUCGAGGUAGCCUUGGCCUCGGCGCUGGAGAAUGGCGCUGAUGAUCUUCCCUCGGUGCUGUCUUCAAUUCCCCAACGAUCUCUUCUCUUCUUUGAUGAAUUUCUCCCCGUCCGAAUCGUCCUGCGACUUUCCAACUGCUCAGGAGCUAUUCUGAAGCAAUAUUUACCACGUCUUGAGAUCAGACUAGAUGUGUUUGUGGUCGACCCAGCUGAGCCCGUUGCAGACCACUCUACACCUUCCCGAGAAGCUGUAUUCUCAGGCGUUGUAGACACAAAUGAAGAGCCUUUGGUAGUGAUCAAUGAGUUUGAGGGCGACGAGGGAUCUGGAAACCAUGUAUACAUUAUCUGGAAUAUCGAGAGUUUCCUCAAGCGUCCUCGAAACCGCAUUCAGCAACCGUCCCUUCUAUUCCUGGCUUCUGUCAGUCUAAACCCGUCAGAAGGUUGCCGACCAGAGGACAUAGAGGAUGCUUAUCUCCCUCCACUCAUUCCCGCCUCAACGAAUAUGCUCCAAUCCCUCUCUGGCGACAAAUUCUUUUCAAAUCGUGAACCAUUCCUUCCUGCGUCGAGGUUGUUACGAGUAGUGCCGACAACGUACACCGAAGACCCAAUCUACAAUAUACAGCAACAACAUGGCCAUCCGUUUCGUGUUGUUCCUGCCGCUAGCGCAAGAAUUCGCUAUUCGCGAUUAAAUUCCUACUCUGGUCUUCCCACGACAGUUGCAAGUCUCGAUUUUGAAGUGACUCCCUUUUUGAACUGUACAGUCUCAUUCGAUAAAGCAAAUUUUCAAGUAUCCACUGGAACUAUUGAGCCUCUUUCUGAUGUCCCCGGUCUUCAGCUUCCAUUGAUCUGCCGGCCUAGAGACGAUGUGACCCUCGUCUACAAAAUAACACCCGAGUAUGGUCCUGAGACCAAUUCCUCCUCUACCGCUAUAAUGAGUGUGCUGGACAUCUCUUUGGCAGCGACCUUACUUCUAGCGGACGACUGCCAUCCACGAAUCGUCAUGGAAUGGAAGACUAAUAUUGAUUUUUCAAUGGCCCUCAAUCCUACUUUCGGUGGACCCAGCCAGGCACUUCAGAGACUGAAUCGUCCAAUGAAUCUACCCAUGCUUUCUAGUAAUAUAGGCGAUGGUCAGGCGACACGAAGCUCUUUACGUGAAAGAGCAUAUUCAGUUACGGAUGUUGGGGUUACGAUAUCGUUCUCUGGGCCAGUUCGUGUUCAAGUGGGGACGCCAUUUUCCUGGGAUGUAUUCAUCGUGAACCGGUCCAAAGUUCCUCGAAAAUUUGCGUUGAUUGCCAUUCCUCGACGGAAACAAGUAGACUCGCGAGGUCAUGUCUCUCGGCCCUCAACUUCUUCCAUCGCGAGUCGAAAGGACUGGGUGGCUGAGGCUGUAACUGACGACAAUGUUGUGCACGCGAGACAGAAGAGCGUAGCUGGGCAAGAAGCUGAAUUGAUUAGUUUAAGCACUGAUAUUCGAGUUGGACCUCUUCUGCCUGGAAUUUGCCAUUCUACUGAAUUGAAGCUACUUCCACUGGCUACUGGCUCCCUGCACUUGGAGGCUGUACGGCUUGUUGAUGUGACCACUAAUGAAACGACUGAUAUCCGAGACCUCCCGGAUAUUCUUGCUGACGACCAACCGAGAGCAUCGUAG
Molecule: messenger RNA, 1728 nt
Organism: Penicillium taxi
Lineage: Eukaryota; Fungi; Ascomycota; Eurotiomycetes; Eurotiales; Aspergillaceae
Product: TRAPP trafficking subunit Trs65 domain-containing protein
Exons: 4
Coding region: 1-1728 (575 amino acids)
Biological process (GO): intra-Golgi vesicle-mediated transport
Cellular component (GO): trans-Golgi network; TRAPPII protein complex
Source: RefSeq, a predicted model, not a curated record